Messenger RNA from Schizophyllum commune H4-8, 865 nucleotides. RefSeq lists its product as uncharacterized. The record is from RefSeq and is a predicted model, not a curated record. The coding region runs from base 57 to 749 and encodes 230 amino acids. NCBI's taxonomy places the organism in Eukaryota, Fungi, Basidiomycota, Agaricomycetes, Agaricales, Schizophyllaceae. The transcript has 4 exons.
UACCCAUAUAUAUCAACCCUUCAGGCAGACGCUAACUCAGUACAGAGUUCGUCGACAUGCUCAACGAGAUGCGUUUCGGUCGUCUAUCAAGUCAUUCAAUCGCCAGGUUCAAGUCGCUGUCGCGUCCUGUAACGUACGAGGAUGGUGUCGAUGCAACGGAAUUAUUCCCCCGCCGAGAAGACGUAGACAUGGCGAACCGGCGGCGCAUGAACCAGCUCCGGUCUGAGCCCUUGACGUUCCGCGCCGUCGAGGGCGGCACCGCACAGGGCGACCAGCGCGAGAAAUUGCUCAACAACUUUAUGUGUCCGCGCGAUGUUGUGCUGCGGGAGACGGCUCAGGUCAUGCUCAUCAAGAACUACGAUGAGACGCUGGUGAACGGUAGCAUGGGCCGCGUCAUCCGCUUCGAGGACCCGGCGACGUACUCGGGCGAUAUGACCAGUGACGAUCCGAAGGACGCAAGAGCGGGUAUGCAGAAGAAACAACAACAAGCUGGGGUGAAACAAACUGCUGGCGUACCUAGCAAGCGCUACCCUGUCGUGGAGUUCAUCACGCCGCAUGGGACGCGGGAGAUGCUGGUCAUGCCGGACACGUUCAAGGUCGAACUGCCGAAUGGGGAGAUUCAGGCGAGCAGAACGCAGCUACCUCUGAUUCUGGCCUGGGCUAUGAGCAUACACAAGUCGCAGGGGCAGACGUUGCCGCGUGUCAAGGUGGAUUUGGGGAAGGUGUUCGAGAAGGGUGAGUUUUCAUAACCGUCGACGACAAACUCUUCACUCUCGACAUGACUUCCAUGGCCGUCGACAUGCCUCUCCUUCCGGUCGAUAAAACCUUCAUCCCGGUCGUUCAAAAGAGCAAUACUAACGCCUCA